UAUUUAAUUUUUUUUUAACUUGGCUUGUAUUGAAUUGGAAAGAGUGCUAUUUAUAGUUCCAAGCAAGCAAAGCUCCCUGUAAUCGAUGGAAAGAAUGAUGAUCCCUGUAACCAAUUCUGAUUAAAUUUACUUGACAGUGCUUACUAGCUAUACCUAAUGUUCGUGGCAAUUAUGAAUUUUCAAAAAAAUUGUGAAUUAUUGUGCUUGUAUAUUGCCUCUUUCGACUUUUCAGGUCAUUGUGUAGGUUAUUAAGAUGAAUUCAACAAAUUAAUUUGUUGUCUGUCAGUUACUCUCUAAAAUAGGCUACCCAAAAUAAACAUUGUGUAUCAUCGGCGUUGCUGCACCCGAUCGAGGUAGCAGCGAGUCUGAGAAGAAGAGCUUUGUUUGCAUUAGCAGCACAGUCAUGCCUCACUUGAAUGCAUUGCCUAACGACAGAGUGAAGAAAGCCAGUUAUUACGUGUGGUUUCUCGGCGCGAGUGAAUGCAGAGGCCUGCGAGGCAGUGAUGUGGUUUCAUCAGUGCUCGGAAAACUUUUAGGGAGAGAACGGUCAGAGGAACCACAGAAGGUCACUCUUCAAGUAUCAUCGAAAGGGAUCAAGUUAUUGCAGUUACUCCAGGAUGGUUUAAAUUUGGGCAUUGGUGGAUUGGAUGGUGGAGGCCGAGCAGCGAAACAUCUGAUUCCAGCUGGUGCUUUAACAUACGUUCAACAGGAAAGUCCUCCCAAUGACGAUCUAGUGACUGCCGUUUUACUGAUUUAUAAUCCAGUCACAAGGUGCCCGGUGCAUCUGCAUGCUUACCGUUGCGACUCCUCUGACACUGCAACAAUUCUGCGCGACCACCUCGAGCAACUGGUCAAUAAACCUCAGCAGCAGGCCAAACUCUCUGCCCUGGAAUCCAGACUAGCGAGUCGUGGUCUGCUGCCUAGGAAUCGUUCAUCUGCAGUCUUCGGGCCAUCGUCCAACACUAACCUAAGUAACGGAGCCUCCCUAGCUGCAUUGUACGAUUCGCUUGCAAACGAACUCAAAGAAAAACUCGGCGGCGCAGGCAAUUCUGCCGGUCCUUUAUUGUUGCUGCCUCCUCGUGACUACCACAGCAAUAGACACGAGGACGACUCGGCCAGGUCUUCGGGUAUAGGAAGUGACGACGCACCUCCAUCUCCGCUCCUGGAUUCCUCUCAUCAUCGUUCCCCCCUCAACAGACAACCGUCGUCUUCCGACGACGAGUGGGCUUGCGACGACGUCCGUCCUGAGAUCAACGGACUUUCGUGGAAAAAUUCACCCCCCUCUGGAGGAGGAGGUGGAGGAGGGGGUCUCUUGGGGGGGUUAAAUGGUAACCGGGGGUCCAAUCAUCGCCUUCGCUCCCCAUCCCCCCUGACGAGAGCUAGCAAAGCCAGGCCUGAAGUGUAUAAAGAACCUCACAAAAACUCUAGUAGGAAUCUUGCCCACAAAGAAUCUUUCAGAGAUUCUCUCACGUACGGAAAAUUGGAGAGAGAAGGAUACAAUGACAAGGACUUGUGCGGUCGCCCUGACCGGGAGGAGUCUUGUGGCAAGGAUUGCUACAGGAGCAACUCGAGGCAGGCCUCGCGCAGGAUGACGUCACCAUCUCGUAAUUUAUCGCCCGUUAGGAUUGGUGUGACAAGGAAGGUUCCUCCGUCACUCAAACACUCUAGUGCUUAUCAACCUACCCGAGACAGGAGCGAAUCUCCGGUCUCUCAACGAGAGAGAUUCCACGACGCUCGGGAUAAGUUUCUGUCACUGGAGCGCGAGUGGAGACGCAACGGCGACAUGCGAGGUUCUACGAUACCCAUUGCAGACACGGCCGUCGCAGCGUCCAGACGAAGCAAAGGCAACAUAUGUCGACGGAGGGAUAACCGCGAGGAACUCGGGUGGCCGAAGACCGACCGAGACACCGGUUAUGGCUCUCGGGACGGCCUUUUGAGGGACAAGCGCGCCGGUGGCCGCGACUAUGACCGAGGCUACGGCACGUGCGAUACAAGGGACUCGGAACACUGGCUCCGAGAAUUAGAGAGAAGAUCCCCUGACUACUGGGAUGUAAAGGGUGCGCCCGAGAGGUCACUCAGCCCAUCGCAUCGCUAUGAGAAUAAGAAUUAUAGGUUCCUUCGCAACCGAUCACCCGAUCGAAUCGAUCAUCAGAGGAGCGAGUAUCAGCGAGCGAAGUCUAUGCAUGAUCUUAGCAGAAACCGUUCUGCGGUAGAAGAUGACGUGAAAGGAGAUCUACGGCGGAGAUCUCUGUACGACGCAUUAGACAACAACUCACACUUACAGAAGUCCCGUAGUCAGCAGCAUCAGGGCCUUCAGUAUCAUUCCUACGGUAAUCUUGGGCCCGUGCGCAGUUCUACUCCAUCUUCCUGCUCCAGUGCUGGUCAGUCAGGCCAAGGGUAUGAAAUACCAGAGUCUCAGAGGUAUCCUGGCCUGGAUCGAGCCACCGCUAGACCCGAUCCUCUUCUCGCUCCGCGGUAUGCGGGAUUCAGCAAACGCACCUUCGACUAUCCCGUUAACGGCGGCCAAGCGCCUAUCCACAUCAGUCGGGCUCACCAUGACGACUAUCGACGAUUCCGUUACGAUCAUAACCAUGGGCAGUUCACGCGAUCCACAACCAUCUCUGGCGUGCCGUAUUGAGGUCUACAUCUUUAGGCAUCCCACUAUUCCCCUCCUCGAAUGUUUGUUUUUGCCUUUAUAAAAGUACCGAUUCAAUCCGAAUUAAUUGUUGAUAAGCGAUCUCAACAGUAAAAAUUCUUGUUCGAAUUUCAUUGGAGGUGUGAAUGCUCAUCGGGUUAAAUUUCUGUAUCUUGUUCAUGCGAAGAAAAUCUUUAUUGUUCCGUUGAUAGGCUCAGUUGAUUUGAGUUCUUCAAAAAAAUUUAAAUCCGAAAGUUGUCAGUGGACUCAUCGAGAGGAUUUUUAUCCACCAUGGCAGUCACUGAACACUAAGUCCCUACAAUAUAUGGCACUGUGUAGCUGACACUCGUAUGCCACUGCUCUAACACUUCUUAUGCUGACUUGCAGCUUCGUUUUUAGCGCAUUUUCUCAUUUAUGGAAAAAAUGCACUAUUGUGCUCGC
Messenger RNA from Hyalella azteca, 3076 nucleotides. RefSeq lists its product as uncharacterized. The coding region runs from base 404 to 2638 and encodes 744 amino acids. Lineage: Eukaryota; Metazoa; Arthropoda; Malacostraca; Amphipoda; Hyalellidae. The record is from RefSeq and is a predicted model, not a curated record. The transcript is spliced from 3 exons.